This is a messenger RNA of Fibroporia radiculosa, 567 nucleotides long. RefSeq lists its product as uncharacterized. The coding region runs from base 1 to 567 and encodes 188 amino acids. Lineage: Eukaryota; Fungi; Basidiomycota; Agaricomycetes; Polyporales; Fibroporiaceae. The record is from RefSeq and is a predicted model, not a curated record. The transcript has 12 exons.
AUGCUCGAUCUCUUCGUGGUGACAUUCCCCUCUGUAGUCGCGUUUGAGCGGCUUGUUCGUGCGCUCCCCCACCUCUCCUCCCUCAAAUGGGUUACAUUUGCGUCCAUAUUGUUCGGUAUCAACAGCCUUCAAGUUCUUGUAUAUCGUGGGAAGAGUAAAUCGGACACAGUCCUUUUAAAGAGUUUAAUCGGUUUUCUAUGGAUCCUGGACUUUGUCGAUCUGGUUCUUCUUGCACAAAUCAUCUAUCAGCGUACUAUCACUGCACAUGCGAUUUUAGAGGUGGCCAAACAGCCUGCAUGGAACAUGACUGUGAAUUCACCUCUGAAUGCACACUUCCUGCUUGCCUCUUUGAUCGAGGGGAUCGCUUUUAUGUUGGAGAAUAUGGAUUUCGGAAGAAAUAAAUUUAUGGUUUCCGCAGUGGUUUUUAGUUCUAUCAGCGCUUUUGGUAUGGCAGACCCAUUAUUCUCAUGUAUCCGCUCACAUAAUCGACACCUACUCGUGGAGGGAUCUCCGUCUGGGGGUUCCUCACUCCCGACAACUUGUUUCGGUUUACAGAUACCUCCGUGA